UAGGGGUCGACCUUUUCCCACAAUGCACCGGCAGAGAGCUAAGGCGCCUUUUGCUGUCCCUGCAUGUCAUCAAGGAGGAGACUCCGCAUCAUUGAAACAUUAGUGCAUGAAAACAACAGCACGCUGCCGCUGUGAAAUCCAACAUCCUCUCUUUAUUUUUCUCCUUAAUCCACAGUGACAUGGCUCCGUUCAGCUUAUUGACAGCGGGUGUUAGCCUGUUAGCGAAGUCCUUCAGCGUCUGGUCCUGCACAAACUCCCUGGCACGGUGUACCAGUUUCUUCCCAGUGAAAUGUUUGACGUCCCAGGCCAGUGGCCCACCAAAGAGACCUCUGAAUGGAUACAUGAGAUACGCCGUGCAACAGCAGCCAAUCAUGACCAGACAAAACCCAGAAAUCAAGAUAGUGGAUGUCGUCAGGAAGAUCGCCCAGCAGUGGAGAACGAUGAGCCCAGAACAGAAACGGCCGUUUGAAGAGGCCUCUCUGUUGGCCAGGCAGAAGUUUAAGGUGGACUUCCAACGCUAUCAGGCCCUACUGACUCCAGCACAGGUCCAGCAAGAAUCCCUGGAAAAGAGGGAGAGGUUGGCCAAGAGGAAGGCCAUACGCAAGAAGAGAGAGUUGACCAACCUGGGGAAGCCUAAACGCCCUCGCUCUCCAGUCAACAUCUUCAUGUCUGAGCAUUUUGAGGAGGCCAGAGGCGUCAACACACAAGCAAAGAUGAAGUCACUGAUGGAAGACUGGAAGAAUCUGUUCAUCCACCAGAAACGGGUCUACACACAGCUGGCAGAGGACGACAAAAUUCGCUAUAAGAAUGAGAUGAAAUCAUGGGAGGACCAUAUGAUUGAAAUUGGACGAGAAGACCUGAUCAGAGAGCAGACCCUGUCUGCCAGGAGAAAAGCUGCUUCUCAACCUGCAGCAGCCAAGAAAGGAACAAAGAAAGCUAUAGUGAAGAAGGCCAGUGCCACGGGAAAGUCUACUACAACCAGGAAGACAACAAAAACUGUCAGGGCGACCAAGAAGAGAUAAGCUGUGUGUAUCUACUGAGUCUAGAGAAAAGCGUGUUCAUGACGGCUGAAGACAGGAGAUCUGAUGACCCAAGACUGUACCCUAGUUUUUUUUUUCCGUCCUCAAACUUGAUAUUCACAAAGUUCCAAGUUUUGUCAUUGAUGCAUCUUCGGUUCAACAGGGCAAACUUCACAGCAGUCAAACAGAAUACAAUCGUUUCACUGCACCUGAACACCUGAGCGCUGGAAUGGACCAGGUACAAGGUGAGCUUAUCCUCACCCACUCAACAAAAACCCAUAUGGCUUUGAGUGGUUGAAUGAUAUUGAGUGGGACAGACUCAAAAUGUGAGUUAUGAAAUGUCAUGAUUUUAAAAGCUUGAGAUGUUACAUUUCACUGAUACGGUUUUCCAUCUGCAAUCGUUAAAAGUUUCUACUAUUACGUUUUAUGUUUAUACAACUACACUCUUCUGUUUUUGGUAUGUCAUACACAGUGUUACUGUAAUGAAUAUGUCUACUGUGAUUCUCUUUUUUUUAAUCUUGUCAACAAUGAAAAGUGUAAAAUGGUGUUCGUCUCAACUCUUCCUGUCUGCACAUUCGUUCCCACUGAACAUGGAUAUCUUUAAAAAUACCACAAAUACAUUGUUCAUUGGUGAAAAAAGAGCUUGUCACUGUCAUGUAACUCACUUAGCUAUAAUACGGUUUGGAAACAGUGGCGCUCUGUGACAUUAAAGGGAUAGUUCACCCAAAAAUAAAUAUUCACUCCAUCUAUGCUGAUAGAGGGGUGGGUUAAGUGUUUGAGUCCACACAACACAUUUGGAGUUUCAGGGAUAAACAGUGUUGGAGACAACCAAUACAAUUGAAGUUAAUGGUGACAGAAUCUUCAAAGAUAUAAAAACAGAAAAAACUAACAUGCCUCCAUACUUCUCCUAUGGUCUCAUCAAAGUGGCGUCAUUUACAUCAAAUUUUUAGCCUAAAUGUCCUCUGAUAUCCUCAGCCCAGAGCCAUGUAUGUGUGUGGAUCACAGUGGACAUUUAGGUUUAAAACAUGGUGUAAUUACCUUGUUUAAGUUUCGAGUUGUGUUUUGUAGACUCAAACAAUUCUCCCACCCCCAUCAGCAUAGUGGUGAGUAGACAGUGAGUUUCUAUUUUUGGGUGAACUAUCCCUUAAGUAAUUCAGAGAGAGUUGGGAGAUGGACAAAAUAAAUGUCUGUGGGAUUUGUUGACUAUAAAAUGAAUAACAGUAGUCAUAUUAACACUGAGUCCCCUGUGCUCGUGUGUGCUCCACCGUGCACUAACCAUGUACAAACAGCACUUCCAUGAAUGGAAACUGACUGAAUUUUUUGUAUCGUAGUAAUUAGCGGAGCUUAAGCUUGUACAGUCACAAUGUCAAACUGAAAGCCUGUUUUUUGCCAUAUAAGGCGUAAUUAACAUUUACAUCUGACGGUUUGGUUUUUUAAACACCAAAGUUCCAAAUGAUGCAAGCUUUAUAUGAGAUGCUCUUGUAAAACAGGUUGAUAAUAAAAUCUCACAAAAAAAUGUGA
Pleuronectes platessa (European plaice) is the source of this 2540-nucleotide messenger RNA. RefSeq names its product transcription factor A, mitochondrial (gene tfam). The transcript has 7 exons. Gene Ontology annotation, molecular function: transcription cis-regulatory region binding. Lineage: Eukaryota; Metazoa; Chordata; Actinopteri; Pleuronectiformes; Pleuronectidae. The record is from RefSeq and is a predicted model, not a curated record. Bases 180 to 1022 code for a protein of 280 amino acids.